This is a messenger RNA of Drosophila gunungcola (fruit fly), 551 nucleotides long. RefSeq names its product acylphosphatase-2. NCBI's taxonomy places the organism in Eukaryota, Metazoa, Arthropoda, Insecta, Diptera, Drosophilidae. The record is from RefSeq and is a predicted model, not a curated record. The transcript has 4 exons. Bases 74 to 448 code for a protein of 124 amino acids. Gene Ontology annotation, molecular function: acylphosphatase activity.
AAAACAGUUUCAUUCGGUAACUCGAAGAUUAGAAAUCAAACAAGUCUUAAAAGUUUAGCAAAUUUGUUUAACAAUGAGCAGCCAAAUUACCAAGUCGAAUUCGACCACUCCAAAAUUAUUGAGAUCAUCGCCAAAGACUGUUCAAAAAAAUGCAGUAGAAGCAAAAGUAUUUUGUUGCCAGUUUGAAGUAUUUGGUCGCGUACAGGGUGUCUUCUUCCGCAAGCAUACCCAAAAAAAGGCCAAAAAGUUGGAAAUUACUGGCUGGUGCAUGAACACAACUCACGGAACCGUAAAGGGAAUGCUCGAAGGAUCCUUAGAUCAAAUGACUGACAUGAAAUACUGGCUGCAGCACAAGGGCAGUCCUCGCUCGGUGAUUGAAAAGGCAGUGUUCUCCGAGGUUGAGCCUCUGCAUAUCAAUAACUUUAAGAUGUUCUCGAUACGCCGCUAGAGAUUAUUUUAUAUCAACAUUUAUUUAAUCAUUUUGUUGAAAUUAUGUUUUUAGCCUGCUACAUAACCGAUUGUCAUUCCAUAAGCCUGAAGCGUGAGAUUCU